UUUCAGGUUUGAAGCACAUGAUGAAGCUGUGAAAAAGUUUGCAGAUUUGUCUCAGCCUCCUUGACUUUCUUCUGCUGGAAAGCCUCCGCUGAAAGCUAGCCGACUUUCAGACUAGCCUCGUCCUGACACCGUGACUGUAACCAUGGCCUCCUCGGAGCUUGCACUUUUGAGCGUGUCAGACAAAACUGGACUGCUGGACUUUGCCAAAAGGCUGGUGAACGUGGGACUGUCUUUGGUGGCUUCAGGAGGCACAGCCAAAGCCCUGCGUGAUGCUGGACUGGUUGUCAGGGAUGUGUCUGAGCUAACUGGACAUCCAGAGAUGCUGGGAGGCAGGGUGAAGACUUUGCAUCCUGCUGUCCAUGGAGGGAUCCUGGCUAGAAAAACCCCCUCUGACACAGCGGACAUGGAGAAGCUGGGCUACAGCCUGGUCAGAGUGGUGGUGUGCAACCUCUACCCCUUUGUAAAGACCGUCUCUAACCCGACUGUUACAGUGGAGGAUGCUGUGGAGCAGAUUGAUAUUGGCGGUGUAACUCUGCUGAGAGCAGCAGCCAAGAACCAUGCUCGGGUCACCAUUGUGUGCGAUCCUGCUGACUAUUCGCUGGUUGCCAAGGAGAUGGAGAAUUCGGAGGACAAAGACACAGCCCUGGAAACACGCCGUACUCUGGCCCUUAAAGCCUUCACACACACGGCGCAGUAUGACGAGGCCAUUUCCGACUACUUCCGUGGACAGUACAGCCGUGGCGUGUCCCAGCUGCCUUUGCGCUACGGCAUGAACCCCCACCAAGCACCUGCCCAAAUCUACACACUGCGGUCUGAGCUCCCCCUCAAAGUGGUCAACGGUUCUCCUGGUUUUAUCAACCUGUGUGACGCUCUGAAUGCUUGGCAGCUGGUAAGAGAGCUGAAAGGCGCCCUCGGCAUGGCUGCUGCCGCUUCCUUCAAACAUGUUAGCCCUGCUGGAGCUGCUGUAGGAGUUCCUCUGACUGAGGAGGAGGCUAAAGUGUGCAUGGUUCAUGACAUGCUGAAGGAUCUCACCCCGCUAGCUACAGCUUAUGCAAGAGCAAGAGGCUCAGACAGAAUGUCUUCUUUCGGAGAUUUCAUUGCUGUGUCUGACGUAUGUGACGUUCCCACUGCCAAGAUUAUAUCCAGAGAGGUGUCAGAUGGAAUUAUUGCUCCUGGUUAUGAGGAAGAGGCACUGAAAAUCCUCUCCAAAAAGAAAAAUGGCAACUACUGUGUGCUUCAGAUGGAUCCAGACUAUGAGCCUGUUGACACCGAGGUGAGAGUGCUGUUUGGCCUCUAUCUCAAACAAAAGAGAAAUGGAGGGCUUAUUAAUAAGGAAUUCUUCAGCAACAUUGUUUCCAAGGGCUCGCUAUCUGAGGAGGCUGUGCGUGACCUCACUGUGGCUACCAUUGCUGUAAAGUACACCCAGUCCAACUCUGUCUGCUAUGCUAAAGAUGGACAGGUUAUCGGGAUCGGUGCCGGUCAGCAGUCUCGUAUCCACUGCACACGGCUGGCAGGCGACAAGGCUGAUAACUGGUGGCUCAGGCACCACUCUCGUGUGCUGAACAUGAAGUUUCGCAGCGGUGUGAAGCGAGCAGAGAUGGCCAAUGCCAUCGACCAGUAUGUGAGCAACACUAUUGGAGAGGGCCCGGACUUGGCAGUUUGGAAGUCCAUGUAUGAAGAGGUACCAGAGCUUUUGUCAGAUACAGAGAAGAAGAACUGGAUCAGCUCUCUGCAGGCCGUCGCUGUCAGCUCCGAUGCCUUCUUUCCCUUCAGAGAUAACAUUGAUCGAGCCAAACGGAGUGGUGUUGAGUACAUCGCAGCUCCAGCAGGCUCUGCUGCUGAUGAAGUUGUGAUUAAUGCCUGUAAUGAACAGGGCAUCACUCUGGUGCACACCAACCUGCGACUCUUCCAUCACUGAGCAACACUACAAAUAGAAAAAAUGUUUCUAACAUUGCUGAUACCAUUCCUGCUGUCUUCUUAUGAGUGAGAGAUAAAGUAAAUGUUCAUGUUAAUUCUUCAUGUGCAUAAGUCAAAUAAACUGCUCAUGACUCUGA
Messenger RNA from Melanotaenia boesemani (Boeseman's rainbowfish), 2054 nucleotides. It is a transcript of the gene atic, whose product is annotated as 5-aminoimidazole-4-carboxamide ribonucleotide formyltransferase/IMP cyclohydrolase. The record is from RefSeq and is a predicted model, not a curated record. Gene Ontology annotation, molecular function: IMP cyclohydrolase activity; phosphoribosylaminoimidazolecarboxamide formyltransferase activity. Gene Ontology annotation, biological process: 'de novo' IMP biosynthetic process. Gene Ontology annotation, cellular component: cytosol. Bases 143 to 1918 code for a protein of 591 amino acids. Lineage: Eukaryota; Metazoa; Chordata; Actinopteri; Atheriniformes; Melanotaeniidae. The transcript has 15 exons.